AACUCUGGAAGACAAAAGACUGCUCAUUUCUUCUCUUUCUCUUCAGUGCAAAUUAUGACUCUCUCCUUCUUCUUCUUCUUCUUCUUUUUCGUAUCUUCUUUCACUCAUAAUUAUCAUCAUGAACAUCCACAACAUCAAUGAAAAAGAUUAAAAGGAAAUCUAUUUUCCCCUUGUUAAAUAGUUUAGUUACUGCUGUAUAAAAGUAAUUAUAGGGCACUGUUAGUAUCAAACUCAAUUCUGGUUUUUCUAAGAUUCUUUUUACAACUUCUCUGUGACCAACUUUUCCCAUACAAACGAAGCCCACCACCAACUCUUACUGGCCCAUCUAGGGUUUUUUUACAAAUUUUUUUAUCUUUUUUUUUUCUUCUUUUUAUUAUGAUUCUUAGGUUUAUUUCUUUUCUCAUCUUUUAUCUUUCCAUCAAAUAUUAGCUGACUUUGUCUGCUUUGAUUCCCUUUCAAUUCUAUGGAUUCGCAGUAUAUUUCUUCUUCCAUUUCUAGGGUUUAUCUAGGGUUUUUCUUUUAAGAUGUGGUUUCUUUUUAAUUGGCUCUACUUUAGUAUCACUUAAUUAUUAUCUCCGAUUUCAUUGAUCAUCCCUUUUUUCUUUUCCUUUUUUUCUAGAAGAUUCUUGGAUCCUCUCUUUUAAUCUGAGUCUUAGUUAGAAUUAGUAUAUAAUUUUAUUCUUCUAUUCUUGAUGGCUUAUCAGCCGAUUCCGGGUCCUAGCUCGGGAUCGAGUUCCAGUUCUGGGUUUCAAUACAUGAAUUCUCCUUUUGGAGAUACCACAUACACAAAGGUCUUUGUCGGGGGACUUGCUUGGGAAACUCAAAGUGAGACCAUGCGUCGCUAUUUUGAGCAAUUCGGUGAGAUUCUUGAAGCUGUCGUUAUCACUGAUAAGAAUACUGGGCGAUCCAAAGGCUAUGGUUUUGUGACUUUUCGGGAACCGGAGGCUGCUAAGAGAGCCUGUGCUGAUCCAACUCCAAUAAUUGAUGGUAGGCGAGCAAAUUGUAAUUUGGCUUCACUUGGGCGACCGCGACCUCCAAUAUUCUAUGGGCGUCCAAGGCCAACAGCCCUAUACAGUGGGAGCUUGCAAGCCUCCCGGGGCCCUUAUAUUGGAAGUUUUGGCUACCAGCAACCACUUUCAUACAACUACCAACAAGGAUUGGUUUAUCCUCCUUAUGGGUAUUCAACAUAUGGUCCUGAAUACGUCUACCCACAGGGUGUUUACAACCCAUACAUGGGUCAGCAGUACCUUCAGAUAUAUGGAGUACCUGGGACGGUCAACACAGCUAUCUAUCCUUAUGGACAAAUGGGUCAAAAUGUUCCUGGAGGUCAUGGUUAUACCUCGUUGCAGGGAUAUGGAGUGCCUGGUCAUCAGAUUGUGCAGUUCAGUGGACCAAGUGUAAAUGCAAUAACAACUUCACCUAUGCCCACAGUUCAGGCACCAUAUCCUGCCGGUAUUGCUGCCCCUGUUCCAGCACAACCUCAAUUUUUAGUUCCUGCUCCUUCUCAGUUCAUGCAAGGUAGCGGUUCUGACCAAACUACUGGGUGAGGGGUGGAUCAAGGUAUCCUUAGAUUGCAGCAGGACUAAGAGCAGCGGAACUGCUACUUGAGUGGCGGGCUUCGGAUCUAGCCUUGCAAAUUAAUUUUCUUGCAUUCUAGAGGUCAUACAUAGUUCAUGCUCACCAGAGAAGUCUGUUGUCUGAGUCGCUCCGUAUGGUUGAGAAGGAUAAUGGAAGAUGCGGGCUGCACUUCCUUUACCCUAUUGUAUCUAAAACCUUCAUAUGCCUGCUGGUGCUCAGGGAGAGCCGCGAGCAGUCAUAGAUUGAUGGAUGCUGGAAUUGGGAUUUUGGCAACCAUGUAGGAAGGAAUAAAACAAUGUUUUUUUUUUUUUUUUUUUUUUUUAAAUUUCAAAAAAGGAAAAAAAAGACAGUCAACAUGCAUAGAAUCAAGAUAUGAUUCUUUUAUAGUCUAGUCUAAGUCCCAGCAUUUGGGUAUAUAGAUGGUCUAUGGUACUGGUAGUGGUGACUACUGUUGCCCCCUGCAUUGUAUUUAAAUUAAAAUGUCAUUUCAACUUUUGUGCAUAUUAGUUCUAGGGGUUUUAUUUUACACCAUCUUCUGUAAUAUUCUUGAUCUGACAGCCCGACCUCAAAGCAUGGGGAAAGCUUCAGUCAUAUUUAAUUUAAAAAAAAAAAAAUUCUGUGUG
This is a messenger RNA of Pistacia vera, 2201 nucleotides long. RefSeq names its product RNA-binding protein 38. The transcript is spliced from 8 exons. The record is from RefSeq and is a predicted model, not a curated record. Gene Ontology annotation, molecular function: RNA binding. Lineage: Eukaryota; Viridiplantae; Streptophyta; Magnoliopsida; Sapindales; Anacardiaceae. Bases 693 to 1547 code for a protein of 284 amino acids.